Messenger RNA from Poecilia latipinna (sailfin molly), 2160 nucleotides. Its product is annotated as rab GTPase-activating protein 1-like. Gene Ontology annotation, biological process: regulation of GTPase activity. The transcript has 14 exons. Gene Ontology annotation, molecular function: GTPase activator activity; small GTPase binding. Bases 172 to 2145 code for a protein of 657 amino acids. The record is from RefSeq and is a predicted model, not a curated record. NCBI's taxonomy places the organism in Eukaryota, Metazoa, Chordata, Actinopteri, Cyprinodontiformes, Poeciliidae.
CUCCUGGAUGCUGCUCGCUGCCGAUGUUCCCGAGAAAGUGCAAUGCCGUGUCAAACGCCAUUGGAAUAAAAAAUCCGUGGACUUAAAGGUGAUUUUGCUCAUCAUCUCCCUACACCACCUCCUCCUGUCUUCCAUUCAUGAGCAGCAGGGUCGAAAUUAAAAGUGGCAGCCAUGGAUGACAAGGGCUCUGUGGGGAAGAUUAGCGUAUCUUCAGACUCAGUGUCAACUCUCAACAGUGAGGACUUUGUCCUCGUGUCCCGGCUGGGGGACGAGACACCUUCAUCCACGAAUAAUGGUAGUGAUGACGAAAAGACAGGACUGAAGGUGAUUUCAGAGGAAGGGGUCAGCUUUAAGAUUGUGGGGAAUGGGAGUGAGCAGCAGCUCCAGAGGGAGUUGGAGGACGUCCUCAUGGACCCGUCGGUGGCAGACGCUGGGCUCGGAUCAGAGGCGAUGAGCAGCCUCGGCCCCAGUGACCAUGGGGUUCUUCCUAACGUGACGUCCCCCAUACCGGCAGGCACCGACCCGUUAAGUUCGCCUCCGCCCAAGCUGGAGAUGGUGCUCCCUGUUCAGACGGCCCAGGAGAGCGAGCUGAAUGAGAGGUCUUACAGAGCAGAUGAAUCGUCAUCAGAGGGAAGCCCUUGCAGUCCAAUCCCGGACGAGGACAGCGUUGUGUUCAGCCAGCUAACAUAUCUGGGGUGUGCCUCCGUCAACGCCCCCCGGAGUGAAGUGGAGGCCCUUCGUAUGAUGAGCAUUCUCCGAGGGCAGUGCCAACUCCCGCUGGAUGUCACACUUUCAGUGCCAGGCGUGUCCGAAGGCACUGUCAGGUUGUUGGACCCCCACAACAGCACAGAAAUUGCCAAUUACCCCAUUUAUAAGAUCCUGUUCUGUGUCCGAGGCCACGACGGCACACCAGAGAGCGACUGCUUCGCCUUCACCGAGAGCCACCACAACGCAGAGAUCUUCAGGAUUCACGUGUUCCGCUGCCAAAUCCGAGAGGCGGUGAGCCGGAUACUGUACAGCUUUGCCACGGCCUUCCGGAGGUCAGCUAAGAAGGCUCUGCUGUCGUCUCAGCAGAAUGCCCCGCUCACCCCUGACAGCGACUUGUUCACCUUCACUGUUAGUCUGGAAAUCAGGGAAGAUGAUGGCAAGGGUACUUUUAGUGCUGUGGCAAAAGACAAGGACAAACAGAGCUUCAAGCUUCGUGCUGGACUGGACAAGAAGAUUGUAAUUUACAUUCAGCAGACCUCCAACAAGGAGCUGGCAAUCGAGAGGUGUUUUGGACUCCUGCUCAGCCCGGGGAGAAAUGUGAAGAACAGCGACAUGCACCUGCUGGACUUGGAGUCAAUGGGAAAGAGCUCAGAUGGGAAGUCUUACAUCAUCACAGGAAGCUGGAACCCCAACACGCCUCAGUUUCAGGCUGUGAAUGAGGAAACACCCAAAGAUAAAUUCAUGUACAUGACGACUGCAGUAGAUCUGGUGAUUACAGAGGUGGAGGAACCGGUCCGCUUUCUGCUGGAGACGAGGGUCCGAGUGUGUUCCCCAAAUGACAGGCUGUUCUGGCCCUUUAGCAAGCGUAGCUACACUGAGACCUUCUACCUUAAACUACGACAGAUGGAGCGAAAAGAACGAAAGAGUCCUUCCUCUGACACACUUUAUGAGGUGGUGAGUUUGGAAAGUGAAACGGAGAGAGAGAAGAGGAAAACCACAGCCAGUCCAAGCAUCCUCCCGUCUGGGCCCGGGACCAUGGCUCCUUCACCGCCGGAGGAUGACGAAGAGGAAGAUAACGACGAGCCGCUACUCAGUGGGUCUGGUGACGUUUCAAAGGAGUGUGCAGAGAAGAUCCUUGAAACCUGGGGAGACUUGUUGUCCAAAUGGCACAUGAACCUAUCUGUGCGUCCAAGGCAGCUGCCGGCGUUGGUGCGGAGCGGCAUCCCUGAGGCACUCCGUGGGGAGGUGUGGCAGCUCCUGGCAGGCUGCCACAACAAUGACCACCUGGUAGAAGAAUACCGAACUCUCAUCACAAAGGUGAGGCCACACAGAAGAAUUUCUAAUGAAUUUCAAAUCUAUAUCUGUGGUGCUUUUUUGUGUGGAAACCGUUUCAAAACGCAUACAAAUGUUCUCCUUAGUAUCAGUUCAAAUUUGUGAUUGCGAUUACAUCCU